Molecule: messenger RNA, 1152 nt
Organism: Polyodon spathula (Mississippi paddlefish)
Lineage: Eukaryota; Metazoa; Chordata; Actinopteri; Acipenseriformes; Polyodontidae
Product: ADP-ribosylation factor-like protein 3
Exons: 6
Coding region: 392-940 (182 amino acids)
Biological process (GO): cilium assembly
Cellular component (GO): microtubule cytoskeleton; cytoplasm
Molecular function (GO): GTP binding; GTPase activity
Source: RefSeq, a predicted model, not a curated record
UUUUAUUAUAGAGACACACUUUAAUAAAAGGUCGUUUGUUUAUCUCCUGUGUAAUGUGUAAGUACUGUAUUCCUUGAAUGAAUAAGGCGACUGUUUCUGUAAACGCAUUAUGGGUAAGAUAUGUUUUUAAUGUAUUUACACAUUUCCCCUCGGCACUUAUACGAUCGAAGCGGACUUCAGAUUCUGGGUCCCGUCUGCCCCGCGAUUUUAAACUAACAAUCAAAAGCAAGUCACAUGACAACUAUCACCAGAGGACUGACAACGUCAGUGAAUCAUGCGCUUUUCAGCUCGAGUUCCUUCUCUCGGCAAAAACAAACCGCCUCUUUGUGCACCACGUCACCACCUUGCUUAGUAACCCCGAACUGCGUCGCAGAGAGAGGAAAGCCAAAGGAUGGGUUUGCUAUCGAUCCUGCGCAAGCUGAAGAGUGCCCCUGAUCAGGAAGUGCGAAUCCUUCUCCUGGGGCUGGACAAUGCAGGAAAAACAACACUUCUCAAACAGCUGGCGUCCGAGGACAUCAGUCACAUCACUCCUACACAGGGCUUUAACAUUAAGAGUGUCCAGUCUCAGGGUUUCAAACUGAAUGUCUGGGACAUCGGGGGACAGAGAAAGAUCAGACCCUACUGGAGAAAUUACUUUGAAAACACAGACGUGCUGAUUUAUGUUAUUGACAGCGCGGACAGGAAGAGGUUUGAAGAAACAGGACAGGAGCUAGCAGAGCUGCUGGAUGAGGAGAAGCUCAGCGGUGUUCCUGUCCUCAUUUUCGCCAACAAGCAGGACCUGCUGACUGCGGCGCCCGCCUCUGAGAUUGCAGAGGGCCUCAAUCUGCACACCAUCCGCGACCGCAUCUGGCAGAUCCAGUCGUGCUCGGCGCUGACUGGGGAAGGCGUGCAGGAUGGCAUGAAUUGGGUCUGCAAAAAUGUGAACGCAAAGAAAAAGUAGAACUGUACAGACUGUUCAUGUAUUUCAAAAGGAAAGCACACUAGAAGAGAUUAAACAGCUGGACCAGCGGGAACAUGAACUUCACUCACUGAACUCGACCACAACCUUCAUCACACAACUACAGCAACAGCAUCUACUACACACCAAGAGAAUCUUAACCUUCACACAGCUACACACCAAGAGAAUCACAACCAUCAUCACACAGCAACACA